Molecule: messenger RNA, 714 nt
Organism: Acaulospora colombiana
Lineage: Eukaryota; Fungi; Glomeromycota; Glomeromycetes; Diversisporales; Acaulosporaceae
Source: the annotation of a GenBank genome assembly
CACGUGAUGAUAUACCUCGUCCGCCUGUUAUUCCGGAAGCAGUAAAAGGUCGACCAUCAUUCGACGUGAAGGAUCCAAAGAGACGUAAAUUAGAAAGAGACUUGGAAGCUGAAGGAGGCGGUCCCGGCGUUUAUAGUAUCGACCUCAAGAAGAAAUACAUGUUAAAGAAUUCUGAUUGGAAAUAUGACGUAAUCCCCGAAAUUAUGGACGGCAAAAACGUAGCUGACUUCAUUGACCAGGACAUUGGAGAAAAAUUAGACGCUCUUGAACGAGAGGAAGAACGCCUGAUGAACGAAGGUUAUUACGAUUCUGAAGAAGAAAUGGUGGAUUCCGAAGAAGAAAGAAUAAAGAAAGUCGCCGAGGCCAUUAAGGAAAAGAAGAAAUUGAUUGUACAAGCCCAUAGAGCUAGUAAAAUGAUGAAAAAUCGACCUAGAAUGCCAAGAACUGUAAUAUCCAAGUCUAUUGAUGAGAUGGAAGAGAAAUUAGGCCAAUUGGGUCUGGAUGCGAGUGCGGUCCGCGCACGUAGCCAAACCAGAAAACGCAAACGUUCAGAGUCCGUUGGUGACGAAAUCGUUCGGAAAUCAUCAAGCGUCCCAAGAGCCAGUGAGGCACGUGAUCGUAGCGUCUCCGGAAUGCGAGAUAUCAAGCAAAAGAAUGAAAGUGAAAAACAAAAGAAGAUUGCACAACGGAAGCCAAAUCUGUUUGCCAAGGCCA